Armigeres subalbatus is the source of this 2145-nucleotide messenger RNA. RefSeq names its product delta(24)-sterol reductase-like. The coding region runs from base 257 to 1771 and encodes 504 amino acids. Lineage: Eukaryota; Metazoa; Arthropoda; Insecta; Diptera; Culicidae. The record is from RefSeq and is a predicted model, not a curated record. Gene Ontology annotation, molecular function: FAD binding; Delta24(24-1) sterol reductase activity. The transcript is spliced from 5 exons. Gene Ontology annotation, biological process: steroid metabolic process. Gene Ontology annotation, cellular component: cytoplasm; membrane.
AUAAAUAUCAACCAACGGGAGCGAGGAUGAAGUAGAGUGCAAUAAAAAAAAAUCGGCAAUCUACGACAAAAAUACAACUGCCAAUAAGCUACAGCUCCGGUGAGCGCAUUCGCGAAUUUAAUUCACUUGUGUUGCGCAUCUGUUCGCGGUCAGGUCAUUGCCAUUGACUUUUUUUCUCUUCUCCAUCCUCGUCUAUCUGGGUGGAGUCGUGUACCGGGCAAAGUGAUUAGGCUCCAGAAAGGCAGUGAUUUUGAAAAUGCCUCGAAAAACACUUACUGAAAUAUUGCUCAUAGACUACCGGUGGAUAGUUGUUGUAUUUUUCCUGUUACCGGCAUCCUUUCUCUACAACUUGUUCUACAGUGUUAGAAGCAAGAUAAUCUUCAAGCUACAUUCGGCGCCCAAGCAACAUGAUGCAAAGGUGGCAGGUAUCCAGAAACAGGUCAAAAAAUGGAAAGAAUCCGGAUCGAAAACAAAAAUGUGCACCGCACGACCUGGCUGGCAAACGAUGAGCUUCCGAAAACCGAUGUAUAAAAAAUCAUCCUAUCAAAUCAACUGCAACUUAGUAGAUGUUCUGGAAGUCGACACCACCCGUAAAGUAGUUCGCUGUGAACCGCUUGUUAACAUGGGUCAACUGUCCGAAACGUUGGCUCCUCUAGGAUGGACCAUUCCGAUUGUACCUGAACUAGAUGAUUUGACUGUGGGAGGCUUGGUCAUGGGAACCGGCGUCGAAUCCAGCUCACACAUCUACGGCCUUUUCCAGCACAUUUGUCUGUCGUACGAAUUGGUUCUAGCUGACGGAAGCGUUGUCAAGUGUUCUGCAACGGAAAAUGCCGACCUUUUCUAUGCUGUACCAUGGUCAUAUGGAACCCUUGGAUUGCUGACGGCCGUUGAGAUCAAAAUAAUCCCAGCCACAACGUACAUUCGGUUGCACUACGAGCCAGUAGUUGGUCUAAAAAACGUUGUAGACAGGUUCGAAAGCGCUUGCCGAGACUCGAAGAAGAAUCAUUACGUGGAAGGUUUGCUGUAUACUCUCGAUGAAGCCGUCAUUAUGACCGGAGAAAUGGUCAAAGACAGUGAGGUCGAACCGGAUAAGGUUAACGAUAUCAGCAAAUGGUACAAGCCGUGGUUCUUUGUGCACGUUCGCGAUAUUUUGAAACGUCGUGAAAAGACAUACGAAUAUAUCCCAUUGAGGGAGUACUACCACCGUCACUCCAGAGCGUUGUUCUGGGAAAUUCAGGACAUCGUGCCAUUCGGGAACAAUAUCAUCUUCCGUUACCUGUUCGGCUGGUUGCUGCCAGUGAAGGUUUCCCUGCUGAAGCUCACUCAAACGGAAACGGUAAAGAAGCUGUACGAAAACAAUCACAUAAUUCAGGAUCUUCUGGUUCCGACCAGCACCUUGAAGAAAUGCUGCGAAGAAUUCGACCGCCUGGUGAACGUCUACCCGGUGUGGCUGUGUCCGUUCCUGUUGCCCAACAACCCGGGAAUGCUCCAACCGGCCAAGGGAAUGAAGAGCGAUCUGUACGUGGAUAUUGGAGUGUACGGCGUUCCAAAGAACCGUCCAUUCCACCCGGUGGAAACGACCCGUGCGAUUGAAGAUUUGGUCGAGAAGAGCAAGGGCUUCCAGAUGUUGUACGCCGAUACGUACCGCAGCCGCGCGGAGUUCCGCCGUAUGUUCGACCACGGCCUGUAUGACAAGAUGCGCCAGAAGUAUAAAUGCGAGGAGGCCUUCCCGGAGGUGUACGGCAAGGUUAACAAGAAUGUUCGGGAUUAAAUUAAAGCUACUAUUGGCACCAAUUUAUUCUUUAAUAUGCAUUUAUUCGUAGUGUAGAAUAGAAUACGCCAUCUUGUAUCUGAUUGAUAUAUGCAUUGCAGUUUUUUGUUUUGUUGGUAUGCAAAAAUAUUUCUGUUCAUUUCGAAGAAUCGGAACAUGGUAUUCUUAAAAUUACGAGCUAUUAUUGUAUCUAUAUUUAAUUAACAUAUUUCAAUCUGGUACGAAUGCAUUCUAGUGAUGAUCUAUCAAUCAAAUGUAUAUUGCAUACUAAGAAAUUCAGCUCUAGGUUCAAUUAUGUUUGAACAUGCAGGUGAAUCGAACCUAGACCCGAAUAGAGAGAAAUCAAGUAGUGUCAAUAAAUGCUUCCCACAAGA